AUGGCUGAGUCACGAGAUCAAGGGUCGUUGGCUACCUCGCUCUGGACCAGGUCUCUAAUAGCCGGCGCCGUUGCUGGUCUCACGGUUGAUUGCUCCCUUUACCCGCUAGACACCAUUAAGACCCGUCUCCAGAAAGCUAGGCAUCAUGGCUCCUCCGCCCCGGCUUCGAGCGUCUCCCUCCGACAGACUAUCCGAGGCAUCUACGCAGGUCUUCCAUCAGUCCUUCUCGGCUCGGCUCCGUCGGCCGCAUCAUUCUUCAUUGUCUACGACGGUGUCAAGCGCUCCCUUGCAACAAAGCCGGAGUCACAGUCCCGCAGCCAGCUAAUCCUCACACAAUCACUCGCCUCGUCCAUGGGUGAGAUUGCAGCAUGCGCAGUUAGAGUACCCACCGAGGUCGUCAAACAACGAGCUCAGGCUGGCCUGUUCGGCGGCUCAAGUCUGCUUGCUCUAAAGGAUAUUCUGGCCCUGCGGCAUCCGGACCCGGCGAGCGGCGCGAAGAGAGGAUAUGGACAGGUUGUACGAGAACUAUACCGAGGAGCGGGUAUCACAAUUGCGCGCGAGAUUCCGUUUGCGAUCUUGCAGUUUAGCAUGUGGGAGGCCAUGAAGGAGGCAUAUAUCAAGCGGCAACAGUUGGAAGGACCGGUACCGGCGUCCACGAGUGCAUUAUUUGGAAGCAUUGCCGGUGCGAUCUCGGCUGGGUUGACGACACCAUUGGACGUCAUCAAGACGCGAGUUAUGUUGGCGCGGCGAGGGGAUGGUGCGGAAGUGAAGUCCGGAGCUCAGAUAAAGCAUGCCGUGCAGGAAAUCUCUAAGGAAGGGUUCAGCGCCUUUUUCAGGGGUAUCCAGCCGCGGGUUGCGUGGAUCGGUAUUGGAGGUGCGAUUUUCCUGGGAAGUUACCAGUUCGCUUGGAAUACUAUGGAGCGUAGGUCGAAAGAAGAGUAG
Messenger RNA from Aspergillus mulundensis, 942 nucleotides. RefSeq names its product putative mitochondrial carrier protein (Pet8). The record is from RefSeq and is a predicted model, not a curated record. The coding region runs from base 1 to 942 and encodes 313 amino acids. Gene Ontology annotation, cellular component: mitochondrial inner membrane. NCBI's taxonomy places the organism in Eukaryota, Fungi, Ascomycota, Eurotiomycetes, Eurotiales, Aspergillaceae. Gene Ontology annotation, molecular function: S-adenosyl-L-methionine transmembrane transporter activity. The transcript is spliced from 2 exons.